AUGGGAUCAAAGAAGCAUAAAAAGCACAAGUCUGAGCGUCGUGAUCGAUACGAGGAAUACAGUAUGGAUCGCCCCAGCAGUCUGAAAUUGAUACUCAAAGUAGGCGGCAGCAAUUCCACUCCUGAGUACGGGAACGAUUCUCCUGCGUUCAUGCCUGACCCGGAGACCGGCAAUCCCUCAUUCAUCGAUGACUACCCUGACAAGCCGAAGAAGUCGAAAAAGAAGAAAAAGAAAAAGGAUCGCGAGAAGAAGCACAAACACCACAAAGAAAAACGCCACCGUCACCGAGAAGACUCCAGCCAGGAGGAAAUGAGUUACGGCGAAGAGAAUUCGCAUCAAAUGCAAGAAAACAUUCUUCGAUAUUCAGGCAUAACAACCGAACACAGUCCAGCAUGUCGUCCAGUCACGAAACCCAUGAUCCCCAUGAAAAUCGAGGAGCCAGAACGCUCACCGUCCCUCAGUCCGGUGAAAAGUAUUACAGAUUCAGUGCCUCCGCAAAUUCUCAUUCCUAGUCCUGGAGGCGCUUCGACUCUAGGAACGGCGUCAACUCCAGGCAGCACUGCCGCACUUACUCCUAGAGCUCUCGAGGCUCCGAAGACGCCAAGCUCGUCAAGCGAAUCAGGUCGCGAGCCACGGAGCUGCGUCAUAAAAAUGAAACAGAGUCGGUCGCCGUUGUCCAAGCUGCUCGACUAUCUUCUACGCUCCUUAGAAAAGCGCGACCCUCAUCAAUUCUUUGCGUGGCCUGUCACUGACGACAUCGCCCCCGGAUACUCCACAAUCAUCACGAAACCAAUGGAUUUCUCGACAAUGCGGCAGAAGAUCGACGACAAUGAAUACACAACACUUCAGGAGUUCGCCGACGAUUUUCGGCUCAUGUGCGAGAAUGCGAUUCGCUACAAUCAUGUGGAGACUGUUUACCACAAGGCGGCAAAACGGCUUUUGCACGUUGGCGGAAAGUUACUGCAACCCGAACAUUUGAUGAGGAGCCUGAAACCGCAGCCCGGAUACAUGCGAGAAUUGACUUCUAAAGAGCUUGGAUUUGAUCCGCGGUUCUAUCAAGACGUGCAUAUGAUGGACUCCGCCGAUGAAGGAGCUUCAACGGGUGCUGAAGAGCCAACAGCGGCCCAGUUGGAAGAGGAGGAGAAACGCAAGGCAUUGAGGAUCGAAAACGAACCAAAAUCGCGCUUCGAGGCCUAUGUGGAUGAUCUCACUGCCGAAGAAGUCUUAGCACAAGUUCAGAGUGCAGCACAAGCUGCAAAAAAGAAAUUAUCGGCUCACAGAAGAGCGCAUGACAUGGGAUUCCUUCGACAAAACAAAGAUGGGACAACGUCCAUGAAAAUUCUUUUACAUGAUGAAAAUGAUGGCCGCGAGAGGGUUGUUACUCUUGGAAAUUUCAUUGGAAAACUCCAGGAAGGUUCAGGACAGUUGCAGGGAUUCCGAGAGGAUCGAAGGAAUUCAGCGAAAAUCGUUAAACCAUUGAAUUAUGGAGCGUUUUCAUCGUUUGCGCCAACAUUUGACUCGAGGUUCUCGAAUUUGAGUAGGGAAGAAACGGAACUAGUGCUACAUACGUACGGUGACGAAGUCGGCGCUGAAUACACUGAAAGCAUUAUGGACUUCACAAAAGACAGUUCCUAUGCUUCCAUUCUAGCGGGUCGACUGUUGGAUUAUCUAACGAACGGAGAACACCGGAAAACCAUGGCCACCAUCUGCGAAUCACAAUAUCAACGUUACGAACAAUCUGAGUUGGAAAAAGCUUUCCCUGACCCUAAGACAAGUGAGGAGGCCGAAUAUGAGAAAUAUAAAAAUGUGAAAAUCGAUUUCGUCAAACUCCGUACACUUUCAAAUCUUGGAAUCGAUGUAUCGUUUCUGGGUGAAAUGGAGCAAGGAAUGAAAUCGUUCAACCAAACGAAGAAACUACAGGAACAGCUCAUAGCCAACUUGGCGUUAAUUGAAAAGCUUCAUAGUUCGCAACAUGAUCGACUCUCGCAGCCUCUGCCACCGCAUUUAUCGAAUGUCGUUCCUGCUGGCCCCGAGGAACAUUUGUUAGCGUCGCAAAUAACUGCAAACUUGACUGAAAUUGCUAAGAAGCUUCCACCUAGUGCGAUAUCCAAUCCGCAUGGAUUGAGGAAAGCAAUGGGAAUGUCAAAUGUUGGGCUCCCACCGCUUCCACAACGGCAGAUGAUUGUCCCAGACAUUCUUCAGGAAACUUGCACACCGAUAUCGAUCUCAUCCAAUACAACCGAGGUCCCAAUGGACAUUGAAACUGAUUCGAACGUCAAUCAGAAUAACUCUUCCUCAGUCGAUUUGGAAAGUGAGCUACGAGAGUUUCUAGAAAAUGGGGGCGAAGGGAUGACUUCCUCACAUCCCGAUGAUAAUAGUAUUGAGCAAAUGUUGCUUAAUUGAUGAUGAAUGGACUCGAAUUUGUUUCUGUUCUGAACAUUUUAUAUCGACGCCAAUUGAUAGAGUUUUAUUGUUUAUGCCAAGCA
This is a messenger RNA of Hermetia illucens (black soldier fly), 2486 nucleotides long. RefSeq names its product bromodomain-containing protein 7 (gene Brd7-9). Lineage: Eukaryota; Metazoa; Arthropoda; Insecta; Diptera; Stratiomyidae. The coding region runs from base 1 to 2403 and encodes 800 amino acids. Gene Ontology annotation, biological process: regulation of transcription by RNA polymerase II. Gene Ontology annotation, cellular component: nucleus. The record is from RefSeq and is a predicted model, not a curated record. The transcript is spliced from 5 exons.